AUGUUUGUGGUGGUGCUGGUUCUGGCUAUAUUUGAGGCUGUGAAUGUGGACGCCCUUGUGUACUUCUACGUGGUCCACUGGUGCCGCAUGGGACGGACAGAGGUGCUCAAAUGGUUUCGUGCGAUCACGGAGAGGCACACGCUGACGGAGGUGCUGCCGGCGUACAAGAGUUUGCUGCCGCCACCCUGCGUCUUGCACGUGUCAUCUAACGAUGGGGAGCGGUAUGACGCGAAGAUUGUGGAACUUGUUUCUCUCACUGAGAAAAUUGUUGUGAUGGCGAUUCUGUGUCCACUGGUGGGGGAGAAGCGUUUCUUCGCCGCGGUUGGGGAGACUGCCUCACUGUGCGACGCUGUCAUGAUGGAGGGAGUCUCUUUUGAGCGCAUUGAUAAGAUUGUACCGGCGGCCUUGAUUCCGCUACAGGAUAUUACCUUCCCUGCAUUGGGGGUACAUCACCGCUUUAUUGACGUUGCUCGCGGUAGGCGAGAACCCUCAUUUUUGUAUCCCGCAGGCCUAGAGCUUGGCUUCAGGGCGUACUGGAUGCAGUUACUUGUGCCAUUUGAGUGA
Molecule: messenger RNA, 564 nt
Organism: Trypanosoma rangeli
Lineage: Eukaryota; Euglenozoa; Kinetoplastea; Trypanosomatida; Trypanosomatidae
Exons: 1
Coding region: 1-564 (187 amino acids)
Source: RefSeq, a predicted model, not a curated record